ACCGUGCUGGCGUCAGGGCAAUUCACUGAAGAUAUGAUUCCUACAGUAGGCUUCAAUAUGAGAAAAAUAACAAAGGGAAACGUUACCAUAAAGGUAUGGGAUAUUGGAGGGCAGCCAAGGUUUCGGAGCAUGUGGGAACGUUAUUGCAGAGGAGUCAAUGCAGUUGUCUACAUGGUAGAUGCAGCAGACUUAGAAAAAGUAGAAGCUUCAAAGAAUGAACUACACAAUUUGAUAGACAAGCCACAGUUGCAUGGGAUUCCAGUGUUAGUCCUUGGAAAUAAAAGAGACCUCCCAGGUGCGCUGGAUGAAAAGCAGCUAAUUGAGAAAUUAAACCUUUCAGCUAUUCAAGACAGAGAAAUCUGUUGCUAUUCUAUUUCCUGUAAGGAGAAGGAUAACAUAGACAUAACAUUACAAUGGCUUAUUCAGCACUCCAAAUCAAGACAGUGUUGAAGAAAACUUUUGCUGAAGAUAACUUUUCUUUCCCAAUCACUUUGACUCCUAUCAGCCAUACACUACUGAAAAGAUAAAGAAUGCAACUACACACUACCAGGACUCACUUUGAUCAUAUUUGUUAACAGAAAUAAAACUUAAGUGAAUUAUGGUCUGUCUAUUUUGCUUCUUUUUUUAAAAUCUAGAUAGUUGUUUGCCUAGGUGAAAUUCCUGAAAGCCUUAAUACAAGACUGAGAAGAAAUCAAUACUUUUUGGGCUGAAGUGUUUGAGUUCAUGCAUGUGAAUUGUGAAAUACUUAGUAACUUUUUUCUAAUGUGAAUAAACUGCACAAUGGAAACA
Struthio camelus australis is the source of this 789-nucleotide messenger RNA. The record is from RefSeq and is a predicted model, not a curated record. Lineage: Eukaryota; Metazoa; Chordata; Aves; Struthioniformes; Struthionidae.